Molecule: messenger RNA, 6080 nt
Organism: Bombus impatiens (common eastern bumble bee)
Lineage: Eukaryota; Metazoa; Arthropoda; Insecta; Hymenoptera; Apidae
Exons: 4
Coding region: 1644-5324 (1226 amino acids)
Source: RefSeq, a predicted model, not a curated record
AAGAUAUGAUUAACAAAUUCAAUCGCAGACAAACGGAUUCAAAGCCAGGUAUUUUGGAAAUAGAGGACGAUAUGUCUCUCCCGGAACAAAAUUCAGAAAAACUUCCAAAAAGUGGCGAUCGAAAUAUAAUUGAUCCACCUCACGGUGUAAAAGCAAGCGUUUCCCCUCCAUUUUCGCCAAAUGUGUCAGUACCUAGAACUUUACCUGCAACACACCUUGAACGCCAGAAGGUAUCCCAUACCAAAGACAGAAAUAUCUUACGAACAACUGAAGAGGACAGAAAGAAUAAAAACAUUUGGAAGGAUAAAAUCAAGAAUGAAGCGAAGAAUGAAAUCAAAGGCGAAAUCGAGGAUGAAGUCAAAGAUGAAAUAAAAAGUGAUGAAAAGGUACUUUUGGAUGAAAACGAAUUUUGCGAUCUGAUAACUUGCACGAAAGAAAAAUCUGAAAAUGUAGAUUUAGGUGCAAAUGGAAUUUGCGACUCGAUGACUUGCACGAAAGAAAAAUUUCAGAAAGUAGACAAAUAUAGAGAGGUAGAUUUGGAUUCGAACAGAGAUUGCAUUUGUUCUGAAACUUGUGACAAUUUUUCAGAAACACGCACGAAGCAUGAUAGAGAAGACAAGAUCUCUCCUACGAAAUUAACAGAAAUAAUCAAUAGCUCGAUCAAAGAAGCGAUGCAGAAUAUCGUGAAGCAAUGUAAAAUGGUAUUUAAGAUGCAAGUAUCCAGGAUACUUCAAUUUUCUACCACAUUUUUAUUGUCAGUGUACGCGCAAACAAAAUGAAGGAAAUAAUUAUUUUAAUGUAUUAUGUGUUUUGCGUUUUAAAAAGCAGAAAGAAGAAAAAGAUGCCGAUAAGAAGCCAAAAGAAGAAGCUAACUUUGAUAAAGUUUGCUACGUAGAUAAGGAAGGAAUUUUAGUAAAAAUGAAGCACGAGCAUCAACCACGUACCACUCGGAAUAGUUCAACGAUAGAACGAUUACGUAAAAAUAACGAGCAGUUCGAUAAUCGUUUAAAAUCGAAUCGUCUUCGAGAAAAAUAUAAUAGUGCACGCACGAAUAUUAGAAAAUUACACGAGGAAAAAGGAAAACGUCAGAGUAAAAAAGAUAACGCGUUCGAAGAAGUAAAGAAAAAGAAGCACUCAAGAUUAUUAAACAAUGUAAAAACUGAUAAUCGUAGGAUGACUGGAAACGUGAACAUUUAUAUCUGUUCGGAAGCCAGCGAAAAUAUCCAAGUAAUUCUACUUUUUAUUCGUCUAUAGCAUUUCGUUUAAAAAAAAUUGUCCAUUGUUACUAUUUUAUUUGUUAGGCAACUAGUAAACAAGACAAAUCUCAAUCAUGCACGGAAUCAUGUUCAGAAACGACGACGGAACAGUCAAAAGUUUCGUCGAGCAAACUUGUCACUUCAAUUCGGAACAAGCGCAGAAAAUUUCAAGAACAGGAUUCGAUCGAUCUUGUAAAAAGUGAAGAAAGUAACGAUGACAGCACUACCUAUAGUUCAGGUCCAUACGGAGACUCCAAAAACACGCUAAAAGUAGAAAGCUGUAAUUUUAUCGACGUCUAUGACAACCUUGACAAAGAUGUCCGUGUAAGCACUGACUCUAUUUUGACCGAAUGUGGAUGCAAGGACAUCGAUAAUAGCGAUACUCUCAUGACAAUUGAUAAGUCAGACUUGUCGUUUGAAAAAUCGAAAUUUGUUAUAUGCGACAAAAUAGAGAAACCUUGCUCCACGAUUUAUACAACGAAGACUUUGACAGACUCGGAGAGCGACGGAUGGUCAUCGAAAUCGAUUUACAGCAGUCGAAAUACAGAUGUAUGUGUUUCAUCCGACGCUUGGUCAGUAGAGCCUAAUUUAAAUUAUCGUAUUAACGAUAGCGAACAUUGUACAUUGCCUAUAAAAACUCGUGAAAGUAUAUGUAAAUAUCGUAAAAGAGAUCAAGGACUAAUUGAUAGGUCUAAUCUACGAUGCAGUUGUAAGAGCAGAAGACCUUACUCUAAGACAGUAAACAAAGAAUCAUGGAUGACUUGUAAUUGUAUAAGAGAGGAAGAAGAAGACGUAUGCGUCGAUGUGAAGACUAUCGAAAAGUUUGAAAAGCCGACUGUAAAAGAGAAAGAAACAACAACUAUUUGUCAUAAACCUUCAGAAGAUUUAAAAGAAACGACGACGUUUGUACCAUGCCCAAAAUAUUCUGUGGAUUUACAAGAACGUAUAGAUAAAUUAAAGGAAGAGCCUGCUGAAGAUGUGGAGGUCAUGGAAAAAGAAAAGGAUACGAAAGAUUUGCCCGAGGAAGAAAAGUUACCUACUGAACCAGAAAAAAGCAAGGAAUCGGGAGAAACUCCACCCGACAUGCCAAAGUUUGUCCCAUCAAGAACGAUAAGACCUGAAGUAAUUGUACUUAAACAGUUGUUGAAACAACCUAUACAACCGAAACCUGUAGGAAUUAUUGAUAUUUUGCCAAUUCCUAUUAUGAAAACAGAUAUUUUGGAACAAUCGACAAAAGAUACGGUUGAUUCAAAACCAGAAACCCAUGUACCGCCGACUAUUUCUAAAAAAUACAAGUUGCGUAAGGAAUAUAGCAAAAUUGAACCAAAGCAACCAGCAAUUGAAGAGAAACGAAAGUUGUCUCAGAAAAAAGAUGAAGAAAUAUUGAAAGAGGAAUCAGCGGAAAAAAAGUUGGAAGACGAAACGUUAGAAGAGAAAGGCAAAGGCAAAGCUAAAGAUAUGAGAAAAGCUGAAAAGAGAACAUUAGAAGAAAAAGACGACAGCAAAAUUAAAGAUACGAAGACAUCGGAAGAGAGGGAGUUAAAGAAAGAAGACGAUAGCAAAAUUAUAGAUACGAAAAAAGCAGAGGAGAGAGAGUUAAAGAAAGAAGAUGACAGAAAAAUUAAAGAUAUGAAAAAAGCAGAGGGGAGGGAAUUAAAGAAAGAAGACGAUAGAAAAAUUGAAGAUACGAAAAAAGCAGAGGAGAAAGAGUUAAAGAAAGAAGACAGCAAAAUUAAAGAUACGAAAAGAGCAGAGGAGAGAGAGUUAGAGAAAGAAGGCGACAGCAAAAUUAAAGAUAAGAAAAAAGCAGAGGAGAGAGAGUUGAAGAAAGAAGACGACAGCAAAAUUAAAGAUACGAAAAGAGCAGAGGAGAGAGAGUUAGAGAAAGAAGGCGACAGCGAAAGUAAAGACACGAAAAUCAUCCAACAAAUAUUGGGACCAUCGCUUCUUUUCAAAGGCUUAAAAAUGAUUACAGGUAAAACAGAACGUCCAGAACCAAAGCCUGAAGAAUUUGUGGAACCUGCAUCGCCUGAUGUUAUUAUCGAUAAAACUGUUAAAAUUCCUGAAACAGAAACUAGCGAAUUUCCAGAGAAAUCUAAAGACGAUACAAAAGGGGAGGAAAAAUCUAUUCCCUCUAAAUUGUUCACAUAUAUACCGAAAAAAAUACCUAUACCGACAAAAAUACCUAUACCAACAAAAAUACCUAUACCGACAAAAAUACCUAUACCGAUGAAAAUACCUAUGCUGAAGAAAAUACUUAUACCGAAGAAAAAUGAUAAACCUGAAUCGAGUACAGAUAAUUCAAAAAAGCAAUCUGUAAACGAGGAAAAUAGAAAUAACAAUAAAAAUCCGAAUAUAGCUAAUUCAAGGAAACCGCCUGUAUACGAAGAAAAUAAAAAGAACAAUAAAAGCAAUCCUGUUUCUAAUCCUUCGCAAUCCACCAAAGGAGAAAUAAAAAAUAAUGCAGAACAUAAAAUAAAUUCUAAUGUCAGCAAAAAAAGUCCAAACAAAUCAAAUUUAUUAAUUGUUACUAAUAGCAAAAAUCCGCCUGUUUCGCCAAUUCAAAAUGUCGGUAUUGAAUUAGGAAACCAAGGAAAUCCUAAAAACGAUAAAAAAAUAUCUGAAACUCAAGAUGUGCCUAAAAAUCGCGAAAUUCAUGAAUCGUUGACGAAGCCACAGCUUGAGAAGGGAAUCGACGUUGAAGAAGAAAAAGGACUUGAACCGCAGAUUACUAAAACUCAAGAAGACAAGUCAGGUGAAAAAAUGAAUGUUAUUGUGCAUUCUGAAAAAGAAUCUAUCGCGGUAUCUACGCAACCUGACAAAUUCGACUCUCGUAUGAUAUGUACAAACACAAACCCAAGUUAUACAAAGCAUACGGGUGUUACCGAUUAUAUUGCAACCGAAAAAAACACAUGCAAUUGUUAUUAUUUACCGAUGCGUCAAUACAAUAACGAACCUAUGAAUUAUCCUAAAAGUUGCUUAAAAAAGGAAAGAUCGUGUUAUCAUACUAUUUCUCAAGAAAGUAAUCGUGCGAUUCCAUACCGCGAUAAAAAAACCUGGGAGGAGUGUAGUUGUAGAAGAAUAAUUCCUUGCAACAAUUUUUGUAGAUCACGGAACGAAUGCAGUUGUAGAUUGAUGGUAAACUGCGUAAACUGUUACAAACCUCAAAAUAAAUGCAACUGUAAAUUAAUUUACGAAAGGAAAAGCAGUAGUGGGUACAUGAAAUCGAUGUUUUGUCUUUAUUGCGAUAAACCUCGCGACAAAUGCACGUGUAUGGCGAUAGCACGAAAAUGUUCGUACUGUGAACUGCCCAUAGAUAUGUGCACGUGUAAGGAGCAGAAAACAAUUUGCGAUGGAAGACCGGUCCUGACCGAGUCUAAUAACGAUCGCACUAUGUACGUCACUGCGUGGAAGCCUAGAGAAGAAGUACGACGUUACUUUUCUAGGAAUUUAACCGAUCUUAAAACCGAUUCCAUCAAUGAAUGCUGUUGCUGCGAGAAACUUAAACAGCAUAACUCCGAUGACCUUCCUUAUCAACGAUUGAGCGUUUUUUCUGACGUGAUGGAUGAAUUGCAGCAAAAAAUAAUCGAAUCUACGUGUUGUGCGCGUUGUCAAAAAGUUCCUUGCUGUUGUAAUGUUAAUAUAGAGAGAGAUGAGAGAAGAGAAGAUAGGAAGAUAAAGUAUUGUAUCAGCCCUAAAACACGACGGAAGAUUAUCGCCGUAUGUAUGGAAAAAGCGAAAAAUAAAUCAUUGAAUAAUUGCAAAUAUGAGUCUAAUCACGCAAAGAGCGACAAACAGAAAAAAGUAUUAGUAGCACUUUGUUGUGUUUGCAAAGCAACACCCUGUAGAUGCAAGAGAUCUAAAUCCAGUCAGAAAAAGCUGAAAGCGAAAUGUUAUUAUUGUAAAAAUUCACCGUGCAUCUGCAUUGCGGCCAGAGAGCGCAACAAGUCGAGGCCAUGCAGGUGCACUGAUUCACCUUGCCGUACGAAAGAGAAGGAAAGCACAUCGUAUGGAAAAACAUCUACGAAACCGAAGAACAAUGACGAAAAGACAAUUUGCGUGCACUAAUGUGACACCUGUCGUUACUUGACUUACAAUUUGGAAUACAAAGUCAAUUGGAGCAAACUACCACUCAGGAUUUUUAAACAAAAGCCAACAAACGAUUUACAUUUUUCGAAAUUUUCGAAAAUGAACCCCUUCUUCAUAAUCUUCGAUAAUAUCUUUAUACAUAACAAAAUUUAUUUGAAUUACAUUGUUAAGAGCGUUCUACGAACAACGGUUCAAACGAUUCUGCUGCAUUCGCAAUUUUUCAUUUUUCACAAUCAAAGACAGCAUUUUUAUUUAGCUGAUAAUCGAACGUAUCUUCCUGCCACUUCUCUUUCUACAGAAUUUUUAUGAAAAUUUUCUAGUGUCAUUUCCUUUUUUUCCUUUUUCAAAAUUGAUCAAAGUAUAUAAUAGUGUCGAGGAUUUAAUUAUAAAAUUUCAAGUAUGUUUACACUAAAAUAUAAUUCAGUUUGUUGCAUUUUACUAAAUCAUUCCCUCUUAUGUGUAUAUAUAUAUAUCCAUAAUCAUAAAAAAAACAAGGUAACUCUGUUUUAGUUACGAAAGAACAUUUGACAUAUUGCAAAACGCUCUGAUUACGCAGCAAUAGUUCACAUAUUAACGGAACGAAUAUUUCAUUUUGUAAAUUUUAACGGAUAUAACGAUAUAACAACAUAGUUGCCUUUUUAUGUAACAUAUGUAAAAUAAAAAUUAAAAUCAAAGAUAUUAAAUAUUAAUAAAUAUUUGCGUAUGUCACAGACGCGUUAAGGCAAAAAUGAAUGA